Molecule: messenger RNA, 2206 nt
Organism: Dromaius novaehollandiae (emu)
Lineage: Eukaryota; Metazoa; Chordata; Aves; Casuariiformes; Dromaiidae
Gene: RRS1
Product: ribosome biogenesis regulator 1 homolog
Exons: 1
Coding region: 74-1261 (395 amino acids)
Biological process (GO): ribosomal large subunit biogenesis; ribosome biogenesis; endonucleolytic cleavage in ITS1 to separate SSU-rRNA from 5.8S rRNA and LSU-rRNA from tricistronic rRNA transcript (SSU-rRNA, 5.8S rRNA, LSU-rRNA)
Cellular component (GO): preribosome, large subunit precursor; nucleus; nucleolus
Molecular function (GO): protein binding
Source: RefSeq, a predicted model, not a curated record
CCUCCCGCCGAGGCGGUGCGGAGAGGUGCGCCCUGGGAGCUGUUGUUCCGCGCUCCCUUCCGGGCCCUCCGGUAUGCUUCCGGCGCGCCGACCCGGAACGGAGCGCGGCCGCUUCCGGAGCCGGGCGGCGGGAGCUGCCCGCACGUGGCGGAGGAGCGGGGCGGCGGGGCCUCGCGUCGCCGCCAUGGCGGCCGUGCGUGUGGAGGAGCUGCUGGCCGCGGCGGAGGAGCAGGAGGCGGAGAAGCAGCGGAGCAUCGCGGUGCAUAAGGAGCUGGAGCUGGAGUUCGACCUGGGCAACCUGCUGGCGCUGGACCGCAACCCGCCGGCGGCGGCGGGGCUGCGCGGGGCCGGCCAGCGGCGGGAGGCGCUGCUGCGGGCGCUGGCCCGCGACAACACGCAACUGCUGGUGGCGCAGCUGUGGGCGCUGCCGGCCGAGCGCGCCGGCGGCGCGGCGGGGCCUCUGGUGGCGCAGCUGCCCGAGCCGGCCUUCCGCCUGCCCCGCGAGAAGCCGCCGCCGCGCCCGCGGCCGCCGACGCGGUGGGAGCAGUUCGCGCGGCUGAAGGGCAUCCGCCGGCGCAAGCGCGGCUCGCUGGUGUGGGACGAGCAGGCCAAGGAGUGGCGCCGCCGCUGGGGCUACCGGCGGGCGGGCGGCGACCCGGCCCGCGCCUGGGUGGCGGAGGUGCCGGCGGGCGCCGACCCGGACGAGGACCAGUUCGCCAAGCGGCGGCGGGAGAAGCGCGAGCGCGUGGCACGCAACGAGCUCAACCGCCUGCGCAACCUGGCGCGCGCCCACCGCGCCGCCGGGGCCCCUGCCGCGCCGCUGCACCCCACGGGCCACCAGAGCCGCGCCGAGCUGGGCCGCGCCGCCCGCGUCGCCCGUCUCUCCACCGCCUCGCUCGGCCGCUUCCAGCCGCGGCUGCCCAAGGAGCCGGCGGAGCCGCCCUCCCGCGGCGGCGGCAAGAAGCGCCGCUUCGCUCCGCUCCUGGGCGACCUGGCGGCCGAGCGGAGCCGGCAGCUGGAGCUGCUGCGCGGCAUGAGCAGCAAGAAGCCGCCGCUCGACAUCACCCGCGCCGUCAACAAGCAGCUCCGCGAGGAGGACGCCGAGGCAGCCGCCACCAAGGGCAAGAAGCGGGCGCAGCGGGGCAAGCGCGGCCGCCGGCAGCAGCAGCGGCCCGGCCACAGCGGCAAGAAGAGCGGCAGCAAGCGGCAGCAGCGGCGGCCUGCCAGUGGUGGCGGUGGCAGCAGGAGGAAGAAGGCGUGAGAUGGACUGGCACUGCCAGCCUCCUGCCCGGCGCUUGGCUCCCACACCUAUUUAUCAAUAAAUGUGCUCUGGUCUUUCUAAAAAUCUCCUGCAUUUGGCUCUUCGAUGGCAGUCAAGGAGGGCAGUGUUCCUCUUCUAAGGGGAAUUGGUCAUGUAUCAUGAGAGUCAAGUUCCCCAGUGCCCCCAGGUUAGGGGCUUUCAUGGGGGCAGCCAGAUAGCUCCACAGCUGGCCAUGGCUGCAGCAUUUCAAGACAGGCCUCAGUCUGUGUGCAGUCAAGUUGCUUCAUUCUCGCCUAAGGUUGGGGUGUGGAACUCAAGAGUGGUAACUCGUAUAUUAAGUGCUGGUGUGAUCAAAGACAAACACUGUUAAAAGAUGAGGCUACUGCCUUUUUCUCUGGGCUGUGUGUGGGUGAGUGGCCUGACUGUGGAGCUGCUGCUCUGCAAGCCACCUUCAGCCACUCAGUUCGGUGGUACUCAGGGUCAGUUGCAGGAGGAGAAGCAUGAAAACUAUUACUGUAAGAUUUAUUGCAGGGCCUGAGAGAUUGCAAAGCUCUGUUAAUUAAAAAAGAAAAAAAGACAAAGCUGUUGAUGUACCAUUGAAUUCAACAGAAUAUCAAACAAUAGAGGAAAAACUUCCCAAAUUUCUACCUGUACUACCUACUGAUAGUAGUUCAUUUUUAGAAAAAUAGUUUCAUACUGUUUUUUUCUUUACCAAAGUAUUUGAAAGCAGGUAUUGGAUAUGAUCCAAGACUUGUUUAUAGCUGUUUUGAGCUUUGUAGUGUUUCCUGUACUCUUGAAAUGAAAAAUAUAUUCUGCUGUCCUAUUAUGUGACUUAGCUACAAGGAGGAUGGCUUCCUUCUCUGAAGCCAGUUCCCACUAUGAGGAUAGUAAAAUAAGUUAUCAAACUUUCAGAUAAUAAACUUGUAAGUGGUAACAAUAUCAUAA